UCAGCUGACUCUCAGAUUGAGUGCCACCAUAGACACCUUUCCUGUUAGUCAGUGUAAUCUUUAACAGCUCUCUCAGGUAGUGAACCUCCUUAGUUACACCAGCUAAGAGUCCUUUCUCUGUCCCUUUCAGCCAAGCUCCCUCCUGCCCCGAGUGUCUCUUCUCAUGGUCUGUUCCUCAGGUCCACUGCCAGUGAUGACGCUGUGCUUUGCCUUCUGCCAUACCCUUGCAAAGUGUCCCCUGCCCCUCAGCCGUGCCCCCAAAUUUGAGCUCUGUGACUUCUUAGAUGGGGAACCUCUCAUGAUUUGUCAAUUGUAAAUCCCAUUCUGAGGAACCACAUAUGGUAAAUGAUAUUCCUAAUGGUCUCUCAAUUCUCCCUAUUAAGCUAGGACGGACCCUGGCUGCAGAGAUUUUUGUGUUGAGAAGUGGAGGCUUGUCAUCUGGAGCUUUCAUCAAUGACAUCUGUCAAAGAUGACAGCCCGCAUCUUAAAUUGAGGGCAAGCCUGAUGUAUGCAAGGGCAAAAUAAACCAACCAAGAAUGGCCAGAGUUUCCUGGUGUUGGAUGAACAAAGAUUUGCAAAAGAGAUUCUUCCUAAGUACUUCAAGCACAACAACAUGGCGAGCUUUGUGAGACAGCUAAAUAUGUAUGGCUUCCGUAAAGUAGUCCAUGUUGACUCUGGCAUUGUCAAAUUGGAACGGGAUGGUCCUGUGGAGUUCCAGCACCCAUACUUUAAGCAGGGCCGUGAUGACUUGUUGGAGCAUAUUAAAAGGAAGGUUUCCUCUUCAAGACCCGAAGAAAAUAAAAUCCGUCAGGAAGACCUGUCUAAAAUCAUAAGCAGUGCUCAGAAGGUGCAAAUUAAACACGAGACCAUUGAAUCCAGGCUGUCUGCCUUAAAGAGGGAAAAUGAAUCUCUUUGGAGGGAAGUGGCAGAAUUGAGAGCAAAACACUUGCAGCAGCAACAGGUUAUUCGAAAGAUUGUACAGUUCAUUGUUACUCUGGUGCAGAAUAACCAGCUAGUGAGUCUAAAACGCAAACGGCCACUACUUCUGAAUACCAAUGGACCUCCAAAGACCACUAUGUUUCAGCAGAUCGUCAAAGAAUCAGCUGACAAAAACCAUCAUGUACCCCUCAGCAGAACUGAGGGACUGGAGCAGAGGGAGCAGAUUUCAGAUGACAUAAUUAUUUAUGAUGUCACUGAUGAUAUUGGUGAGGAAGAAAAUACUAUGGGUGAAGAAGAAAGUGCUCCCAUUACUCCAGAAACAAAUGAGGAUGCUACGUCAGACUCUUCCAACUGUAGUCAUUCUCCUGAUAUUGUAAUUGUAGAAGAUGAUAAUGAGGAUGACAACAUCCCUGUAAUUCAAGGGGAUAAAAAUAUCGAACCAAUCACUAUCCCAGCCAGUGAUCCCCUCAGUCCUGUCAGUGACAGUGCAAGCCCCCUCAUGUCUAGUGCUGUUCAACUGAACAACCAGUCAACUCUAACUGCAGAAGACCCUGUCUCAAUGAUGGAUUCCAUACUCAGUGAGAAUGGUGUAAUUUCACAGAACAUCAACCUUCUUGGAAAAGUUGAGCUAUUGGAUUAUCUUGACAGUAUUGAUUGCAGUUUAGAGGACUUCCAAGCCAUGCUGUCAGGACGACAGUUCAGCAUAGACCCAGAUCUUCUGGUUGAUCUUUUUACAAGCUCCGUGCAGAUGAAUCCCACAGAGCAUAUCAGUAAUACAAAAGAGACAAAAGGAAUAGAAACUACAAAGAGUAAUGGACCUCAGCCUGCUUCACAGGACACACAGAGUUCUAAGCCCAAAUCAGAUAAACAGCUCAUUCAAUAUACUGCCUUUCCACUCCUUGCAUUCCUUGAUGGGAGUCCAGGUGCAACUGUUGAGGGUGGAAAUUCCACAUCUGAAACAAUGUCCUCCCUAGACAAACCCUUAGAAGUGGAUGAGCUUCUGGAAAGCAGCCUGGACCCUGAACCAACUCAAAGCAAGUUAGUGCGGCUGGAGCCACUGACUGAGGCGGAAGCAAGUGAAGCCACACUGUUUUAUUUAUGUGAACUUGCUCCUGCACCCAUGGACACCGAUAUGCCAUUCUUGGAUAACUAACAUAGCAGGAACUUUGUAUAUAUUCAUCAAAACGAACUAUUUAUUUAGGAUAUCAUUUGGUAUCUUUCUGGGUUUUUUGGUAAAUUCUUUGGUUAGUAUAACCAGCUAUUGUGGAAUCUCUCUCCUAUCCUUCUCCCCACAAACUGCUCUUUGAAUAUGUGUAAGUAGUUGUGUACUUAUACAAGACAUCAUAGACAUAGUGUGACUUGGUAUAUGCAACUAAGUUACCAACCUUUUUAAUUUCUUAAAUAUUUGGUAUUUAUAGAGAAUACAAAAUAUCCCAAGUAAUGAAAAUUCAUGUCAGAAUGACCAUUGUUUUACACUCUUAGACUUUUUGGUUCUAUGUAUGAUUGAGUAGAAUAACUCUGUAUCGUGUAGAACUCUGAAUGUUUUCUGUAUUUUGGUUUUCUAUUUUUACAACCUUUUGUUUAAAAAAUGGAUUUUGGGGGGGGGGGGGGGGGGGCGCAUCAAGACCUGAGUUGAGCUGUAUUUUUUUUCUGGUUGAAUUGGGAACAAAGUGCCUGUUACCUAGUUGACUCUUUGGUUCUGCCUUAGUUUUUUCAGUGAGUGUAAUCAUACAUGACAGGAGAGAAAUGGAAGUUUUUAUUUAUUAAGACAGGAGCCACUUGCAUGCAUGAGUUCUAACCUGAACCAUCCACUUUGAUAAAAUAAAUGUUAUCUAGGUGUGACUUUUGUUAGAGGUCAUCUUUUACAUUGUCUACACUUUGAGUCAAUGCUUAGAACAUAUUUUCAGAUGAACUACUGUACAUGAAAUAACUUUAAUUCAUGCUAGUGUAUGCCACAAGACUGUUUUCAGUUUCAGAACAAUUUUUUUUAAAACCAGUAAUUAGGUAGGAUAAAUUUCAAGAGGUCAGGUCAGACUCUACAUGAGCUAUGUAUUAAGUGAAAGAUGUACUUUACUCCAUUAACAUGCUGAGAGAGUAAAUAAAAAUAGGUUGUUUUGAUACCAUU
Messenger RNA from Trachemys scripta elegans, 3064 nucleotides. It is a transcript of the gene HSF2, whose product is annotated as heat shock transcription factor 2. NCBI's taxonomy places the organism in Eukaryota, Metazoa, Chordata, Testudines, Emydidae. The coding region runs from base 509 to 2092 and encodes 527 amino acids. Gene Ontology annotation, biological process: regulation of DNA-templated transcription. The record is from RefSeq and is a predicted model, not a curated record. Gene Ontology annotation, molecular function: sequence-specific DNA binding; DNA-binding transcription factor activity. The transcript is spliced from 13 exons.